GUCUGCAGCCCCGCUUCGUUUCUCUUCUGCCUUUAGUUUCGUUUCUCUUUAGUUGUCGUGCCCUCUGCUUAUGUGGUGCUGCUCGAACCCAGGGCCUCGCGUGCCCGGCAAGCCACGACCCCAGCCCCACCUUUUUUGCACCGUGUGCACAUGUAACUAAAAACCAGAGGUUCCUGAGUCAGUACCUUUGUCGCAUGCAGCACGCUGCGGUGUCAUUUACGCUCCUCCUGGAAGGAUGCAAGCUCUGCACUGCUCAGUAACUAUGAGGUGUUCCAGUUACUAACUGAUCUGAAAGAGCAGCGCAAAGAAAGUGGGAAGAAUAAGCACAGCUCUGGGCAGCAGAACCUGAACACCAUCACCUACGAGACAUUAAAAUACAUAUCAAAAACACCGUGCAGACACCAGAGUCCUGAAAUCGUCAGAGAAUUUCUUACAGCAAUGAAAAGCCACAAGCUGACCAAAGCUGAAAAGCUGCAGCUGCUGAAUCACAGGCCUGUGACUGCUGUUGAGAUCCAGCUGAUGGUGGAAGAGAGUGAAGAGCGGCUCACGGAGGAGCAGAUUGAAGCCCUUCUCCAUACUGUCAUGAGCAUUCUGCCUGCAGGGCCAGAGGAUGAGCAGAAGAAAAAUGCCAGCAGCGACAUGGCGGUGGACGAAGAGGAUCCAGCAUAGAGGAGUAUGACUGGCCCAGGCAUUCUGUGAAGUGGAGAGGCCCAGUGGCCAUUUCCUGGACAUUCAGAGGAUUGCUUAUUUGAUUUUACCCUCUAUCCCAAUAGGCCCAAUUUCAUGGUUAGUUGGGGGAAAAAAAAUCACAAAAAUAAGCUAAAAGAAAUAUCUAUGCCUUGAGCAGAAAAAAAACAUGGUAGAGGCAGCUGAGGUUGUUGGGGCAGAGAGCUGGAGAGGGGAGAACAAUGACUAGACCUCUCUGUGGUAGACAUAUUUCCUCUGUGGCCUUUGCCACAGCUGUGGGAGGUCUGUAUACACAGAUGGCAAAAUACUCUUGCCUUUGAUGAGCUCUGUCUUAGUGAAUUUCAUCUGCUUCCCUAGGAACUUCCCGAGUCCUGAGCUCAGAGUGCUGUUGGGUUGUGAGCCGAAUUGUGAGAACCAGGUUAGCUGACUGAAGACUCCCAGAGCUGCAUGUAGUUUAGAUUAAAAUGAACCACUGAACUUGGCUCACCUUAAAGGAACUUCCCUGAGAGCAGAGAUAAGAAAAGGAGAUAAGACUGUGCCUGGUCAGCCCUUCUGAGGUUUUCUAAAAGGCCAGUUCUUCUGCUGGCAUACACUUUGUUUACUGGCCUACAAAUGAGUCUUGAAUGUUAGAAGCCAGCUCAUUCCAGGGCAGAAUAGACACUCCAGACAGGAGGGCAGUGGCAACAGAAAUACAGUGCUGGCUGUCUUUCUGACUGGAGCCAGCAGCCCCAGCCAGACAGUACCUGCUGAGACCAGGUAAGCUGUUUGCAUAACAGGCAGUUCAUUUACAUCUUUAAAUUGGGCACAGUUAUGUUGCUCUUUUAUGAACAGAACAUGUAAAAACUAGAGGUUGAAAAAAUAAACUAGAAGAUGGUCAAUAAGAACUUGAAUUUGCUUUCCAUUGCAAGGCUGCAUCAGUUUUUUAGUGUAAAAUAUUAAGAUUAUUACUGUAAAAACCUUUUU
Molecule: messenger RNA, 1650 nt
Organism: Sciurus carolinensis (gray squirrel)
Lineage: Eukaryota; Metazoa; Chordata; Mammalia; Rodentia; Sciuridae
Gene: Crcp
Product: CGRP receptor component
Exons: 6
Coding region: 439-669 (76 amino acids)
Biological process (GO): transcription initiation at RNA polymerase III promoter
Cellular component (GO): RNA polymerase III complex
Molecular function (GO): nucleotide binding
Source: RefSeq, a predicted model, not a curated record